Molecule: messenger RNA, 2198 nt
Organism: Bursaphelenchus xylophilus (pine wood nematode)
Lineage: Eukaryota; Metazoa; Nematoda; Chromadorea; Rhabditida; Aphelenchoididae
Source: the annotation of a GenBank genome assembly
AUGCCUACUCCAGAAGCCGAUUUAAUCGAGAUACGAGACUGUCCCUCGUCCAGCCUAUUUGUCAAAGCUGGCCUAUACGCAUUAUCAUCAGUUCAAGAAUCUAGCCCGUUUCAUCAGUGGUAGGGAAUUCGACAAUGAAGACGUCCUUGAAAAGGCCUUCAAAAGUUUCAUCGGCUCCGGAAGCCGGGGUUCCGGAACUACAGACAUAAAAAACUUUUUGGCACGUUUUAACAAGCGUGAUAAAGCACAGGAUAAUUAUUUUGAUUAAAUAGAUCGCAGUUAUUACGGUAAAUUUUGACGAAAAAAUAAAUUUUUCGAAGAGGGUCAUUAUUUGUUGGACAAAAUAAUAUUUUAAAAAAAAAAUUUUUUUGAUAUGUACUAUUAUUAUAAUUUUAGAUGUUUUUGUGUACUAUGCACGUGAAUAAUUUCGUCUUGAAAUUUGGUUCCUACAAGUUCAAAACCUCGCACCAUGAGCCCAGACAGCACUAUACGGCUGUUCAAACGAUGCAGUCGGAACAAUUGGCUUCAGUUGGACAUGAACUUGAUUUUUUUAACGUUCUGUUCAAGGUGUGGGCAGUUGAAUAAACAUCGUGUUUUUGAACUACUGACCGUACAAGCGUCUUUAUCCGGGUAUAAAAGCUCUGGCUGCGACAGCGGUAAUGUCAACGUUCAAAGGAAGCGAUGAAAUCGGUAAUCUUUUUCGGGCUCCUUGUUGCUCUGGUGUGUGUUGUUGUAGGCCAAAAAGCUGGCACAACCACUGGCUAUUGGUAAGGAAAUAUGAUUAUGUAAAUUUUUUGAAUCAUUUGACAAAAAAUCUAGACUCUCGCAAAAAACUGGUGGAAAUUUUCGAAAAUUUUUGGUCCCACAACGAAAACCUGAAUUUCUUCGAAAUUAAAGGAAACUGUGAAAAGUGAUGUGGAGUGACCCUAAUAGGUUAGAAAAACUGUUUAUACAUUAUUUCCAGUCACAAGUCCUCUUGUUUCGCAUCAAAAACCCUCAAAUUGUAAAAAAUUUUGGUCCCACAGCGAAACCCUGAAUCUCUUCAAAAUUCAAGGAGACUAGUCAAAAAUGAUGCGGGGUGCUGUUUAUAAAUUAUUUUCAAUUACUAUUCCUCUCUUUUUGCAUCAAAACCAUUAAAUUUUAGAAAUUUUUGGUCCCACAACGAAAACUUGAACUUUUUCAAAAUUAACGGAAACUGGUGAAAAUUACUCGGAAUAGCCCUAAUAGUCCAGAAAAACUGUUUAUAAACUAUUUUCAAUCGCUAUUCCUUUCUAAUUGCACCAAAAAACCUUAUUUUAGGGACUGCUGUAAGCCGUCUUGUGCGUGGCCCGGGAAAACCAACCUGAAGACGCGCCCAUCGCUGGCUUGUGACAAGUUCGACCGCCCCCUCAACGACAGCAACGCAUGGUCGGCGUGCGGGAAGCAUGGGGUCGCGUACAUGUGCUCGCACGAGCAGCCUUGGGCCGUCAACGAUCAGCUCUCCUACGGAUUUGCGGCCGUGAAAUUGGCCGGAAUGAGCGAGGACGGAUGGUGUUGUUCUUGUUAUGAGCUCACCUUCACUGAGGGACCAGUCAAGGUGGGAUUUUUAAAGAUUUUGAGGUGAUUUUUGAAAGUGAAAUCUUUCGUGUUGGGACCCAAUUUUUUGAAUAUUGUAGAAAAAUUAAUGUUAAAAAGUCGCGGAAAUUUGUGUGACGGUCCUCUGACUACCAUAUAAAGUCGAGCAGAUGAGAUUUUGCGAUUUUACAGACUUUUUCAAACAAUCAAUCUUUCGUGGUGGGACCCAACUUUUGAGAUUUUUUUUUGAUUUUUUAUUUAAAUUCAUUACGUAAAGCUAAGAUAAGGCAUAUAAAAAAUUUUAGGGCAAAAAAUUCGUGGUCCAAGCCACGAAUACGGGCGGAGAUUUGGGCGAAAACCACUUCGACAUGGCGAUUCCCGGCUGCGGUGUGGGCUACCUGAACGGCUGCACCGCCCAGCACCACGCGCCAAAGGACGGUUGGGGAAAGCGUUACGGUGGAAUCAGCGCGGUGAGCGAAUGCAGUCAGCUCCCGCAGGAAUUGCAGCCCGGCUGCCAUUGGCGUUGGAGCUGGUAUUUGGGAGCACAGAUCCCGAAGGUCACCUUUAAGCGCGUCAAGUGCCCCAAGGAGAUUACGGAGAAGAGUCAGUGCAUUCGCGCCGACGAGGACAGUUUCGUCGAAUAA